Molecule: messenger RNA, 1524 nt
Organism: Wickerhamiella sorbophila
Lineage: Eukaryota; Fungi; Ascomycota; Dipodascomycetes; Dipodascales; Trichomonascaceae
Product: Septin spn4
Exons: 1
Coding region: 1-1524 (507 amino acids)
Biological process (GO): cytoskeleton-dependent cytokinesis
Cellular component (GO): septin complex; septin ring; cell division site
Molecular function (GO): molecular adaptor activity; GTP binding; GTPase activity
Source: RefSeq, a predicted model, not a curated record
AUGUCCACUCCUGAGAUGUAUAACUGCGAGGACGAGAACUCGCCUGUAACCAAGCUGAGUGAACCCUUGCAGGCGACUGAUUUACGCGACGACGAUGAGGCCAGGGCGCCGUCUUUAGCUACUGAAGACUCCCUUAAAACUUCGGCCCCGAGUACUCCUUACACCACCCCGGAUGACGAUAAUCCAAUGCGUAAUAUUGCUGCGGAAACAAUGGUAGUUUUGCGAACGAAUACGGGCUGUCUCAAGUAUCUGCCUUUGCAGCGCAAAAAAAUCGUUGCGCGCAAAGGUGUUACAUUCACCAUGAUGGUGGCCGGGGAGAGCGGCUUGGGUAAAACAACUUUCGUAAACACUCUGUUCCGGGAUCAAAUUACCGACACCUCGGUAUCGGUGUCAGUAUCUGAGCGGGUGGAAGGUAGCCUGUUUGAUAAGACGACUAAGUUGAAUAUUCGUCAGGUCGAGUACACCGAGAACGGAUUCACAGGCCGGUUUACAAUUGUAGAGUCCUCAGGGCUGGGUGAUUACACCAACAACAAAUCAGCGUGGCUUCCGCUAUGCCAGUACAUCGACUCUCAACAUGCUCUCUACAUGUGCGAGGAGGAACAACCAUUCCGUGAAGAGCUUGUAGACACAAGGGUACACGUUUGUUUGUAUUUUAUUUAUCCCAGUGGCCAUGGACUCCUACCUUUGGAUAUCAUAACGAUGCAAGAACUGUCACAACGGGUGAACUUGAUUCCUGUUGUGGCCAAAGCCGAUAGCUUCUGUAAGGAGGACUUGCUUAAUUUCAAGCGCUCAAUUCGGCAGGCCAUUCAAGAGCACGAGAUCAGUGUCUUUUGUCCUCCUGCAAACUCCAGCGUUGGCAAGGCCAUGGAGCCCAUCUGGCCCUACGCCGUGAUUGCCAGCGAAAAGACUGUUAACGUGAACGGAGAGGAGGCUCGUGGCCGGAGAUACAGAUGGGGGGUAUCUUUAGUCGAUGAUCCUGAGCACUGUGACUUUACGAGUUUGAGUGAAGUCCUUAUGGGCAAGAACAUGCUUGACCUAAUCGAUACGACACACGAAGUGCAUUACGAGCGACAGCGACGGCUUCUCAUGCAGCAGCGGCUCAAGGCCAGUACAGACCUUCAAAAGAAAGAGCGGGAAGCCGAAGAAAGUGCUAAUGCUUUAACUAAGGGCCCUACUGAGAAAAAGAGCGUCACUUUUAUGAGCCCGGUUGUCGAUAACGCCGACACCAUGGCUAUUGAUCGAUACAACAGCCUCGAGCUGUUGGCCAAGGUUAUGCCCUUUGGGUAUGAUUAUCUUAGGAAAAAUCGACUGGAGCACAAUUCGCUGUUUCUCCAACGCGUUCGCUGCGCUCAGGAAGAGAUGGGCCGAGUGUCUGCGCUUCAGGAGACUCACUUUAAAAAGUGGAAUGAAGAGCUCAGACAGGCCAAAGAGGCGUGCCAACACGAGCUUGAUGGGCUGUAUCGUGAAGUGGAAUCUCUGCAGCAUGCAGUGGGUGCUUUAGAUAGUCGUCGCCGACACCAUUAA